Periophthalmus magnuspinnatus is the source of this 5450-nucleotide messenger RNA. It is a transcript of the gene tspan31, whose product is annotated as tetraspanin 31. Lineage: Eukaryota; Metazoa; Chordata; Actinopteri; Gobiiformes; Gobiidae. Gene Ontology annotation, cellular component: membrane. The transcript has 6 exons. The record is from RefSeq and is a predicted model, not a curated record. The coding region runs from base 130 to 762 and encodes 210 amino acids.
AGACACGCCUCGCGCCGACAGCAGCGGCUACUACAGCGCUUUAGUCUCUCAGUCUUCGGAGGAAAAACUCACCCAAAUACCGGCUUUCGCCACGGCACGGGACCGGACCGGACACUGCGGGGUUCAAACAUGGUCUGCGGGGGCUUCACCUGCUCGAAAAAUGCGCUCUGCUCUCUCAACGUGGUCUAUAUGCUGGUGGGUCUGCUGCUGAUUGGAGUAGCGGCCUGGGGAAAAGGCUUCGGUCUGGUCUCCAGUAUCCACAUCAUUGGAGGCGUGAUCGCGGUGGGAUUCUUCCUGCUCCUCAUCGCCAUCGUGGGGUUGAUUGGUGCAAUUCACCACCACCAAGUUAUGCUCUUCUUUUACAUGGUGAUUCUGUUCAUUGUGUUUCUGUUUCAAUUUGGAGUUUCUUGUUCCUGUUUGGCCAUGAACCGCGGGCAGCAGGAGGCACUGCUGAGCUCAGCGUGGAACCUAAUUGAGAGUAAAACACGCAUGGACCUGGAGACGCAGCUCAACUGUUGCGGGCUCUUUAAGAACUCCAGCUCUUCCUUCGACAUGGACUACACCAGCUGUCCUGCCUUGUGUAAAACGGACAACAACUGUGUGACCUGUGGAGUGAAGAUGUUGAACCACGCCACAGAAGCUCUGAAGAUCCUGGGAGGAGUUGGACUGUUCUUCAGUUUCACAGAGAUCUUGGGAGUGUGGCUUGCUGUGCGCUACAGAAACCAGAAGGAUCCUCGCGCCAACCCUAGUGCAUUCCUAUAGUCCCCAUCCGACCCCCCUUCACCCCUAUUCAACCCCCAUACACUUUACACUGGUAACACACGAGCAGAGGUACACGCUUUAGCUCAACAAUUCCACCUGAAUGGGCAAAGAAACCUGCAAAAAACUGGACCAGAAACUAAGGGACGCCACCGCACUUUGUCCAAAAACUGCAAGAGGAGAAGUGCUUCUGCAUGAAAGGAUCCUGUUAUACCAAGAAUUCAGCUCACGGUAUUAAAGCAGCCUUGAUUUGAGUAUCUCCGUCCUCGUUGCUUAAGAGGUUUUAGCAUGUGUGGUACCAAAUGGCUAAGAAAAGUGUCUAUGGUUACAGCUAAAGGGCCUAUAUUAUGCUAACUUUUUGAAGGUUUUAAUCAUGUUUUAAUGUAGUUUCCUCACUAAGGUUGCAUUUGUGUUCCAUCACAACAUAGUUUAAUCACUGUAGGUUAAACAGCGCUGGAGACGGGUCAGAAUUCUAUGGUGGGAUUUGCUGUUUAACUGUCAGAUUACAGAUGCGUUGACCUGGUUUAUGGUUACUAUCUCUAUAAUUACUGAGCCUAUCCACAUGAAACAAAAGGUUCAACGUCUUCAGAAAGUGGUGCCAUUAUUCAACCCUGAAGAGUUGAGUUGAAAGGACUUUAAGCCAUAAAAUACUAAUAUGAUGACAAGUUUGUGAAGCCGAUCUCAAAAAAAUAACUAAGGUCCAACAUUUGUGGAUCAGAAGUUUGGAGACUUCUUUCCAAAACAGUGAAUUCCCCCAUAGUUAUAUAGACCCCGCCCUCCAUCUGAAACCAUGACAUGAAAGCAACCCAUACAUGGAGUAGCGUUUUGUUUCAAGAAUCCUCCAUACUCUUGUGUACUAUAGAUGGGAAGUUGUAAUCUAUGAAGCGCCUCCAUGUUUUUAAAGACUAUUGACCUUCAGUGGACGUGUUCCAAUCAUGUCAGCGCUCAGUUAUCCUUCAGUUUAGCAGUAUUUUUAGUUUAGUUGUUUUUAGCUUCAUGAAAACUACUAACCUUUUCAAUACGCCAACAGAUGCAGUCCUAGUGCCUCUGUUGGAACUGUGCAUCAACAAAUUUAAAGACGCACCGUGUAACUUUUCUGGUGAAGGGUCCACCACCUGGUUGUCUCCAUGGAGAUGUUAUUGCUUUGCCUGGAAUGUUCCACAGUACAAUAUUUAGCUCAUCUGUCUCCGUAUACACAAUUGCCUAAGUGAGGUUGCAAAGUUACAGGUCAGAUCUGUGGGGAGGCGACCCCGUUCACAGUAAGAAAGCAUGUUUUUCAAGUUAUUUUUGAGCUAUAAAACCAUGUGCAAUUAAUGCGUUUAAUACUAUACUGAGGAACAUUCCAACUAACUCCUUUGAGACGAGACAGGAAAGUUACUGUGCUCCUUUUAUGUGAACCAAGGCAUUGAGGCAUUUCUGAGAUACAGUAUUUAAAGUUGGCAUAAUUUUAAAUGGAGCUAGUUAGCAUAAUAUGGGGCUUUUAAACCUCGUCUCAUUGGUGCCAUGUUUUAUUCAGUGUAGUUAAAGCUGUAGAUCACAUGACCAACGCGAAUUCAGGGCUAAAAUAUUAGACAGAAAAUGUAAAACAAAGGCAGUUUUCCAUUGUUUUGUAUUUAGUAACGCGCAAAAAAACGGUGUUAAGGAAGGAGUUAGACUAUGACCUCCGCUGACCUGGUCCCCAUUCUCAAAUAAAAAGUGGAUUCAAACGUAUUUAUGUUUUUAAAUUAUGGAAAGAAAAAACUAAUUUUGCGAUCAUGUGCAAAAUAUACAAUUCCAAAGAGAAACUCUAACCUGGAUUUGAACUGGGUGUGUUCUGAGUCAAGCGGUUUCCUCAUUCCUGGUUUAGACCUGAUUUAGACCUGGUUUAGUAUUUGUAUAAGCUUGGUCUAGUUCUGAUUCAAUCCUGGUUUAGUUCUGGUUUAGUUCUGGUUUAGACUUGUUAAGUCCUCUUGGGUUAAUUCUGGUUUAGUCUUGGAUGAACUGAUGGUUUUGUUCUGGUUUAGUCCUUGGUUGGUUCAGUCAGUUAUGGUGUAGUCCGGAUUUGGACCUGGUUUAGUCCUGAAUUUAUAGCAGGUCCAGUCUGGGGUUAGACCUAGUUCUGUCCUGGUUUAGUUCUGGAUUUAGAGCUGGUUUGGUCCUGGUUUAGGCCUUAGUUGGUUCACUGAGUUAUGGUCUUGUAGUCCUGGUCUAGUCUGUUUACCUGACUUAGACCUGGUUCAGUCCUGGAUUUCUUAUGAUUUAGUCCUGGUCUAGUUCCUGGUCUAACCUCGGUCUAGUCCUGGUUCUUGGGGCCAAAAAGUCUCAAAAUGACCACAUAAAAUGACCCACAUAUUUGAAGUCUUCAUCAUGGUGACUCUGUUAGCGGAGGUUUUUAAGAUUAAAUAUUAUAAUUCCAAUUGUUAAAGGCCCUGUACCUGAUUUUAUUCUUAGUUCUAGCUCAGGAAAACACCCCAAAAUGAGACUGUAUGAUGUCAUUUAUGCAUAUUAAUUGACAUUUUAUUGGAUGAGAACCAUAAACAAACAAGGUAUGACCCCCUUUUGUCCAUUUAUGAGUGUUGGAUGAGAACCAUGUGGAACCAAGACAUUUUGUUUCUCUCUCAUGGUUCAACAAAACUUAAAGUGCAUGUGACAGGUUAGACUGCUCAUUGCACUAAAGCAAAACCAACAUGAUUACAUUAAAAUUAUAAACUGGCAUAAACAGGUAAGAUUUUUAAUAACUUACUUCCUGGUUGGACACAUGGAGAAGUAAUAACUGUUCCCCAGCAACCAUAAUGUAAACAAGGGUCAAAACUUGUGUAAAUUACAAAGUAGAUAUAAUUUGGUUGGUGUAAAAUUAUGAUAAAUAUUUACCACAGGAACCAUCUCACCAAACCAAAUCAGAAACCUGUCGUCUGCACUUUAAAGGUUCUAUAUUACGCAAAAGUGACUCUUGAGCUUUAAGUCAUGUUAUAAUGUUGUUACCUCCUCAAAAACAGACCUGGAGUUGUGUUUUGUUUUGUUCACACAUGUUUGAGUAACAUUUUAUUAUUAGUCUCUCUACAUCGCUAAAGCUCAAAAUGCUUUGUUCCACCUUGUGAUGUCACGUAGUGGUAGUUUUCAAUUUAACUGCUCCUUUUACCUUUAGUUCAGCAGAGAUUGGCUGAAUGAUUCUAGUGAAGGUGUGUGGAGUUUAGAAACACAACAGAGCACUAAACACGUGUGAAUGAAACAAAACACAACUCCAGGUCUGUUUGUGAUGAAGAAACAACAUUGUAACAGCUCAGGACACGGCGUAAUAUGGGCCCUCACGUCACGGUUCAACUUUGGGUCCAGGGCCUUUAAAUUUAACUGAGCCAUUCUUACAGUACACACAUGGGAAUGCCAAACGACUGCUGUCUUGUAAAUAUUGCUUCUUUUAACUUCUUUUUGCCAUGUAGUUCCACUUUUAGAAAUGUGAUUCCUAAUCCAACUAUGGUUUUCAGUGUUGUGACUUAUCUAAGACUUUGCGAGUAAUACAUUAGAUAACACAUAGCUAGCAUACGAUUGUGUAAAUGGGACAACAUUAAAAUCAGACGUAUUUUUAUUAUUUUGUUUGGUUUUUUGUUAAAUUUUUGGAGGGCAUCUGGCCAAAAUGAUCUGCCUGUUUCAGUAGUAUUCACAUGUUCAGUCUUUGCAAUUUUAAUUUUGUCCUUUAUUAUAUUUUUGUUAAAGUUGUGAAAUGGAGCUGCACAAUAUCAGAAAAAUCUUAGAUGAAAUCAUUAUUAUGAAAAUCCCUAUCACUAAAUUUUGCAAUAUUUUAAUUUUGGUGUAGUGAUUUACUUAUUAAAUAUGAAUGAAAUCGUGUAAAAAUUCAAACUUUAACCAAACCGAGGGUCCAAAUAGAGAUGUUAUUGCUUUGCCUAGAAUGUUCCACAGUAUGACAUUAAACCGAUCUUGCAUUUAUUCCAUUACAAGUUUUUGUAUCACUUGCUUGUGUCAGUGGACAUGGAGAUGUUUAAUGCCACACUGUGGAACAUUCCAGGCAAAGCAAUUACAUCUCCAUAGUUACAAGCAGAUGGCAGACUCUCAACCAGAAAAAAUACAAUGCAAGUCUAAACUAAAGCCACACUAUGGAAUACUUUUCUUUCUCCAUGGAGAUGUUGAUGCUUUUGAAAGAAUGUUCCACAGUAUGGUAUUAAAGUUAUCUCAUAUUUAUUCAGGUUUUUGCACUGUUAAGAAAAAAAACUUUGCAGUGGAUGUGGAUAAGUUUAAUGCCAUACUGUGGAGCAAAACGAAAUCUCCAUGGUGACAAGCACGGAUCAGAAAAGUGACAUAGUGUGACUUUAAAUGUCUAAAUCAGGUCUAAAACAGUCUGUUCUAGUUUUUCAGCCUGUGGUGCGGCUCUGUUGUGUAAUAAUGACCUGUUCUGUCAGUGUUAAAUACUUUGUAAAUGAUGUUUGGAUCUAUUUAAGUUAAGCUGUAAAAUGCACAUGUUUUGUUUUAAAUGUGUUUUGUUUUGAAAUGAUUUUAACUUAAACUAACCAGAGCUGUGUUUUAAAGUCUUACUGGACCUGGUCUUCUCUGCUGAUUUUUUUCCAGACGUCUUUGAACGCCUCAUUUGUACCUGUCAGCACCUGUCAACGCCUGUCGUUUGUGUGCACUUGUUUUUUUUCUUGAUGUCAUUUCAAUUUUCAAGACUUAGUUUUGCAAAUAAACUCUUGAUUGGAACCAGG